UUGUAUGUGACGUCAGUACGGCGUGGCGGCGACCUCGUGCGCCGCUGUCAACGGUCACCACCAGCCCGACAGACGGCACAGUCACCACCAACACCACCAACACGCGGACGUACCACCUCAAUGGUUGAAGCCGUCAGAGACUUGUCAAUUGUACACUGCACUAUGUACUGUGCAAGUGAACAGCAAGUUCUACCUGACACACUGUUAGAGAGGGACGGAUGUAUACAUUGGACGUAUAAGAGAGAGAGGGACGGAGACACGACAGAUGUUCCCGUAUGA
Danaus chrysippus (African queen) is the source of this 279-nucleotide messenger RNA. Lineage: Eukaryota; Metazoa; Arthropoda; Insecta; Lepidoptera; Nymphalidae. The record is from the annotation of a GenBank genome assembly.